AUGGUCCACAAGUCGGCCGAAGGCAGGGGCUUCUCCCACCUCGAGAUCGCGGUGGUUCGAGCCACGGGCCACCACCACGCCUCCAACGUCGACGACAAGCACAUGCACGAGAUCCUCUUCCUCGCCACAAACUCCCCAGGUUCCAUCCCCUUCCUCGCGGAGCGCAUCUCCAGGCGCCUCGCCAAGACGAGGGACAGGCUCGUCGCGCUGAAGACCCUGCUCCUCGUCCACCGCCUCCUCAGGGGAGGCAACCGGUACUUCGAGCACCAGCUGCGGAUGGCCCACGCGUCGGGCCACCUGCAGCUGGCCGCCCCGUGGUUCGCCAAGAACCCGUCCGACCAUUCGGUCUACUUCCUCCACAAGUACUCCGCCUACUUGGAGGAGAGGAUCGGUUGGGUCAUCAACCAGGCGGGGAAGCUCGAGCCCCUGGUCAUGAACCAGGGGCUCGAGUUCGGGUCCUACGACGAGAAGUCGGUGGACCUGGUGUUCCGCAGGCUGCCCAAGUGCCAGGCGUUCAUGGACAGGGUGCUGGAGUCCUGCUGCCCGUUCGCCCACUUGCCCUGUUUCAACACUCUGUACCGGGCCGCCAUGACCAGCACGCUGAAAGAGAGCUUCCAGGUGUACGCCACGUACUGCGAGUGCGUGGCGGCGCUGAUGAACAUGUUCUUCGACCUGACCGCCGGCGCGAGGGCCCUGGCGUGCAGGAUACUGAGGAGGGCUUCGAUGCAGAGUGGGGUUUUGCAGCUGAUGUAUGAUACGUGCGAGAAGGUGAUCGGGAACAAGAAUUUGGAGUACCCUGUGGUGCAGAUCAUGACGUUGGAACAUGUCGCGGCGCUCGAGCAGGUCGAUCUCGAGGCCGGUUCGAGCUCCCCGCCGCCGGUGUUGGGGGGUGGAGUGAAGGAUGUUGGUGGAGAGGAGGAGGAUGAUGGGGAUGGUGAUUUGGAGGUUGGGGAUAGCAGUGGUGAUUUUGGUGCGUUGUUUUCUUGGAAGAGUAGUUUGGAGACGAAGAUCAGCACGGUCUGGGUAGUGUUUGAAGAUGAAUUUAGUAGAUGA
Molecule: messenger RNA, 1053 nt
Organism: Linum tenue
Lineage: Eukaryota; Viridiplantae; Streptophyta; Magnoliopsida; Malpighiales; Linaceae
Source: the annotation of a GenBank genome assembly